AUGAAACCCGCCAAGCCAACGCCUCUGGUAUGGAUCAAUGGCUUCCCGGGCUCGGGCAAACUCACGGUGACCAAGUUCAUCGCACAGCUGAAUCCAGAUACAUUAAUCCUGGACAAUCACACGCUGAUCGAUCCCGUUGAGGCCAAAUUCCCGCCUCUGCAUCCAGAUUAUCUCAAAGAGCGGCAUUUGUAUCGUCAGGCGAUUUUGAAGAAACACGUGUAUGAUGAAGCUACGAUUGAUAAACUAGUCAUUUUCACAGGUAUGUACCUCAAAUCGCAGGUUCAGUGCAUGGCGGGCGUUGCUUACGCCAUUCUAGACUUCCAAUCAGAUAAUGAACUCGGUCGCGACGUCGCGACUGAAUACAAAGAUGCCGCGCACGAGUCCGGCCGACCAUUCUUGCCGGUCUAUUUGGUCUGCGAUGUCGAUGCCAAUCUCGAACGCGUCAGUACCCUUGAGCGCAUUGAUAGCGGGACGAAGAAAUUAACAAAUGCCCAACUGGUCAAGCACCUGCGUGGGAAGUGCGAUUUGUUCCGCUUCGAUGAUUGCCCCGGGUUGGAGCUGGAUACAACAAAUGCGCCACCGUUGGAAAUUGCCUCGAAGAUUUUGGAUUUUGUGGAGAAUAGCAGGAGUUCUUUCUGA
This is a messenger RNA of Penicillium argentinense, 639 nucleotides long. RefSeq lists its product as uncharacterized. The record is from RefSeq and is a predicted model, not a curated record. The transcript has a single exon. Lineage: Eukaryota; Fungi; Ascomycota; Eurotiomycetes; Eurotiales; Aspergillaceae. Bases 1 to 639 code for a protein of 212 amino acids.